This is a messenger RNA of Betta splendens (Siamese fighting fish), 1442 nucleotides long. RefSeq names its product cell death inducing DFFA like effector b (gene cideb). The record is from RefSeq and is a predicted model, not a curated record. NCBI's taxonomy places the organism in Eukaryota, Metazoa, Chordata, Actinopteri, Anabantiformes, Osphronemidae. Gene Ontology annotation, biological process: apoptotic process; regulation of apoptotic process. Bases 131 to 751 code for a protein of 206 amino acids. The transcript is spliced from 5 exons.
GUUAUCACCAGGUUUGGAACAAAGUCCAGCUGUUGUGUCAAACACAGGCACUUCUGACUAUUCCCUUAUUACUGUUGUCUCACCAGAACACACAACAUAUCAUACAGCUGAGGACAGACAACGACACGCAAUGGAUUCCACAUCUUCAUUUAUCAAGACAGUAACCAGGCGAGUGUGGUCCCCACCACAGAGGCCGUUCAGAGUGAGCUGUCACAACAGGGAGACCAGGAAGGGUGUCACAGCUGGGACCCUGGAGGAGCUGAAGGAGAGGGUCUGCCAGGUCUUGCUGCUGUCUCUGUCCACGGUGUCUCUGGUCUGUGAGGAGGACGGUACAGAGGUGGACUCGGACGAGUUUCUCAUGACCCUCCCUGAUAACACUGCGCUCAUGGCUCUGGAAGCUGGACAGAGGUGGAGACCACAAGCAGGAGCAGUUCUGCCCAAAUCCAAAGACAAAGCAAGGACUGGGAGAGACAUUGCUCGCGUCACCUUUGACCUCUACAGGCUGAGCCCAAAGGAUGUGUUUGGUUCUCUGAGUGUGAAGGCCACGUUUCAAGGCCUGUACUCUGUGAGCGCUGACUUCCAGUGUCUCGGACCCAAGAAAAUCCUCAGAGAAACCCUGCGCUUGGCCUCCACCCUCCUGCACGCUGCCGGACACCUGCUUAUCACUUCUGCCACCCUGAUCCGGCGCGUUAUUGAAGGAGCUGAGUUCUGGCAGCCACAGAGGGCAGAGUACAUAAAGAGCUGGAACUAAAGGAGCCAAGACAAAUGUAUUCAUAGAGAGCACAGCCUAAAUCCCAUGUUAUUCAACUGAUAAGGAUCGAUAUGAUUGUUUAAUGUGUCCUCUGUUUACUCCUAUGAUUAAUCAUCUGGUUGGGUGGUUCUAUCACACAGUUGUGUUUUUCGACACGUUAAUGUUUUUAACAUAUGUGUUGUAUGUUCUUUUUCCCCCUAAAUAUUUUAAAUAUCAAUAUAAACAUAACAUAAGAGCAACAUAAAAAAAUUAAUUCAUGUGCAACAUAAACAUCAGAAAACGUCUUGAAUAACUAAAGCGGUAAUAACGUAGCUUGGUGGAAAGGAAAAGGAGUGUAAUAAUUGACAUAAAGUGUGUUUUGUGCAAUAUUUUCUAAAUAACGUCAUAUACAUUUUUCAUUUUAUUUAUGAUUAUGAAUAAAAUACUGUUAUAUAUCUUUUCUAUUGGUGAAACAUAAAAACUCAUUAAAUUGAAAAAAUUGUCAAUGACAAACAUUCAUAUAACCUAUUGUGCAUACAUGUGAACCAAUGUAUAAAGUCAUCAUCAAUAAAAAUAAACAAGUAAAAGUCAACAAGUAUAACAGCAAAAGAUAAAUUGAACUUUGCAACCUCAUACAAACAUGUAACAAUUUGUCCAACAAAUUGUAAACAUCAUAAAAUACAAUGUUUUGGUUUAAGCAACUACUCCUCUU